Messenger RNA from Acanthaster planci (crown-of-thorns starfish), 6704 nucleotides. It is a transcript of the gene lbx1, whose product is annotated as ladybird homeobox 1. The record is from RefSeq and is a predicted model, not a curated record. NCBI's taxonomy places the organism in Eukaryota, Metazoa, Echinodermata, Asteroidea, Valvatida, Acanthasteridae. Gene Ontology annotation, cellular component: nucleus. Gene Ontology annotation, molecular function: DNA-binding transcription factor activity, RNA polymerase II-specific; sequence-specific double-stranded DNA binding. Gene Ontology annotation, biological process: regulation of transcription by RNA polymerase II.
CACUGGUUGCGGUGACGGGGUGUUUGAAGCACUUGACGAAAGAGGCCGAAGGAAAUAUACCGUGUGACUGAUGAUUCGAUGACGAGCGGCCUUGGAUGGAGAUUAGAGAGUCGGCGUUAUUCCAUCAACCCAAGCUGUCAGGGUGCCUGACGUCUCAACUUUGCCAUCGCGGUGCCCGAUCAGCCUACAGGGCCCUCUACGGGGAUCAGUGAUUUGCGCGCGGAAGGUCGCGCAAAACAAAUUAAUUAUAUCACUUUGUAAGAAAAAAAAACACUUCGGCAAAGGUUGUCACGAGUAACCCGAGACAAGAGGCUCGGUACUUUUUUUCCUCACGCUCUCUCUUUCUGCCCUCUGUGCCUUUCUUGAAUGAAAUGGGAGAAUGUUUAACUUUUGAUGGAUGGCCCGAUUGUGGAAGGGGGAAAACGAAACGAUUUGAGGGCGAACAGCUGAACAUAUCACGGCGCGCGCCAGGGGUGCCGAGUGGUUCUGGAAUUGCAGUAAAAAGGCCGAUAAGUGGCUGAUAAUAUACCCCAACAAGACAUUGAUUACCGACACGGUAAAAUGUUACAUCCACCGAACACGGAGAGACCUUGGGACCUCGCGCGAAGUUAGCUCCAGCCGCUGCCGGCCGGCCACGACUUGCCUGGCGAACUCCGUCUUCCUCCAGGCCCGGGCUCGGCACCGUCGGCUCCGCCCAGUUUGCUAAGAUCCGCUCGGGCCUAACCUGCUGUGAUUGGUGGAGACAACUGUAUAAAUAAGCCGUUAAUUUGAUUAGGAGCCAAUGGGGAAACAGAUCGGCCAAUUAGCAUGACUAACGACGAGAGUGACAGGUCGCGGAUGUUGCUGUGCCCAGCCUAGCCUGCGCACACUCCUCCAGGGUCGACUGAUUGUGUGAUUGCCUCGUUAGCUGUAGCCGCGUCUACGUCUGAUAUACGGUCUGGCUCGCAUGAUCAGCCUCCCGUGUGCGUGUGAUGACGAGGCACGCUUGCCGUCACUUCGUCACUUAAGUGAGCAACGGAGACGUACCACAUGGUAAUUCUGUGCUAUGACUGGUGAUGAUGCCAGGUUCUGUCGCUGGACGAUCGGAUGGGCCCCUCUUGUGCAUGAUUAUCUCAUAACCGUCUCCCACCUCUACAUUUGGAUGAAAGUCCGGUAUAAAAAGUCACCCCCAGGAACCGAUCUUGGAUAAAUAUAGGAGCCGUGAUCUUAGCCGGUGAAGCUUUAGAAGACACUGGUCGCGAUGGCUCUAGCCCCGGCAUUAGGUAGCCAUGGCGGAGUGUAUAUGCCUUACCAGCGGGUCUCCGCCGUUCGCUUGCAGCUCCAGCCUGUUCACCAUCGGACCAACCAGAGACCUUACACGUCCUUCUUCAUCAAAGAUAUCCUGGGCUCCAAAAUCGGCGGGGUCGAGCCGGAACGGGACGCGACGACGCCCUGCGGCCCCGCGCCCGCCCCGCUUAGUCCGGCCUCCCCUUGGUCCGCUCCGGCGGGUGCCACCACAGGGUCCUCGCAGCCGUCUCCACCGAGUAAAGACGCCCAUUUCCCCGUGCGCGACGCGGAGAAGACAUUGGCUGCUCCUCCUUGCGGGAUUAUCAAGAAGGACGCCAACGGCUCACCCCUCUCCGCCUUGGAAGAACUUGCCAACAAGACGUUCACGGGACUCGAAACAAGCAUUCUCAGAGCAGCUGAAGCAGCCACUGUUAACGGCAAGCGAGAUCCUCUUCACCUCUUCAACCGGCAACCGCCCCGGAAGAAGCGCAAGUCGCGCACGGCCUUCAACAACCAGCAGAUCUUCGAGCUGGAGCGGCGGUUCCUCUAUCAGAAGUACCUGACGCCGGCCGACCGGGACGAGAUCGCCUCGGUGCUGGGGCUGACCAACGCCCAGGUCAUCACCUGGUUUCAGAACCGGCGGGCCAAACUCAAGCGGGACAUGGAGGAGCUGACCAUGGACGUGACGGUCACGUCCAAGAAGUGCGCCGAACUGAACCUGACCGCCGAGGAGUCGACCGGGCCGACGUCAGCGUCCGCCGCUCCCACGGUGCCGCCGGCCCGGCUGAAGGAGGAAGAAGGAGGAGACGAGGACGAUGAUGACGAGGACCGGUUGAGCACUGCCUCGGAGCAACAGCAGUGCCGGGAGCAGUACAGUCUCAGGCUGGCCUCGGCGGAUGACAACUCCCAGCGCCGUCACCACGAUCACCGCCAUCACCCCCAUCAGCACCACCUUCAAUUGAACCUGAACACGGAUGAGCAGGCCACGCCCAGCAGCAGUGGCUCGGAGCCCAGCGAUUGCAGUGAGGGCAACGCACCAGGGAAUGCCGAGGCGGGUUCCACAGGCGACAGCAUUAGUGGACACGGGAUGGACGCCGCCUCCUGCAUGGUAUCCAACGCCGUAGCCGAGACGGACGGAGAGGAGGAAGAAAGCAUGGACUGUAGCACCUCCCCUUCUAGUAGUUUCCACUCUGAAAGCGAGGAGAAGUGACUUCCUUCACCUACCAGACACGUGGUUCAACAUUUCAACAUUCUGCAGCCAUCUUGGAUUGAUAUCAGAAAGACGAUGCCCUUGGAAAGUUCACAGACAAUCCUUAGCGGUUGCACCCUUGCCGUUUAGUUUCAAAUUUCUUGACUUCUUGUAACGGCAGAUGUCUGGACUAGGAAACAAGAAAGAAAUGUCUAUCACUUCUCCAGAAUUUUAUCUUUGUACAAAGAGUUGUAAAAUGUCAGUGCCUUAGGAGUUCCCGCGAGGAAAGCUGUACAUGAUUGGGUCAAACCUGUUGAAGGUCUUCAUACUUCACGAGGGCUUAUGAAAUAGCUACCGGUCAAAGUUACACGAUUAAUGUAAAUACAUGUAAUUAAAUUAAAGCGAAAGCACGAUGGCUAAAAAUCAGCUUGUAGAUACAAUGUAAAUGCAAACUGCACAGCAACUAAAAUAUCGCGAAUCCUGCGACCGCUUAUCAUCGGUCAACUCGGGCUGAGUAUCUAUUAACCUCGUCAGAAAUCUGACGAGUAUUCAUGUUGUUUAAUAAGAACAGCCAAAAAGAGUGACAUGUCGCUCACUGUUAGACCAGAUCAAUGGGGGCUAAUUAAUGACAUAAGGGGAAACGUCAUAAAGUGCCUUAAAAUUGAUCAAUAAUUGAUGAACAUUACAGUUUGAAAUCCCUGACCCUUUUGAUUUCAUAUCUUUAGUUCCUUUUAUGUUUUGAUGCUAAGCGUCAACAGACUUGGGUCUAAAAUCGAUAUAAGAAAACACCAUCCCUCGUAUUAGGGAUGACGAAAGAACAUUAAAAUUGAAUUUGAAAAAUGGUUUUGUAAAAUGUUCCAAUGAAGACUUCUCUGAUAAAUACUCACGCGUGAGGAGGAAAUCGUUUUAUAUUGUGGCAUUCAAACGAAAUGAUCAGAUAAGCUUCCGUUUGGGUCUCUGGGGUCUGUUGCAAAAAAAAAAAAAAACAGUCUGGAUUCUACUUGUGGAUAUUUUUCCUUAUGGGCAGGUGUGGCCGUAUGAGGGAAGUAUUCUACAUUUCAUUAUUUCCUUCGAAGUUCCGGAAAUUGAAUUACUGUUUUGAUCAAAAUAGGUUUUUUUUAUCCAAAUACUCUGAGUUAGCAUAUAAAGAACCGUUGCCCGUGAAUUCUGAUGGAAUUACCCUGCCAUUGCUUUCGAUUUUUGAAGGUAGCAUUUUGUAACAAAAAGAGCGAAGGAAUAGGGUUUGCACAAAGUGUUUGCAAAUUCACUUGUUUCUUUCUUGCUCGCUUUGACAAAAUAAGGCUCAGGCUAGUAUUAAGUACAAUUCCUUUUCUAGUAUAGUAAGAUUCAACCACCUGAAUCGGGCACAUUUGGGGGACUCUUAAACCCCCCCCCCAAAAAAACCGAUCCUGGAACAUGUCUUGAGACAGUGGCUGCGAAACAAAUGGCUUAAUGCACUGUGUUUCCGACAAAAUCUGCACAGUGUAUCCCCGCAAUAGAUUUUGCCCGUGGGGGGAAAACGAAAAAAAAGGGGAUCCCCAUUGGCUUAACGAACAACAGGUAUAUAUAGAAAGUGACAUAUCGGAAAUGGGAAAAACCUGCAAGACAUUACGGAGAUUGAUCACUGGUGCACUAGCUAGAAGUAUGUGACCGUGUAUCUGUCUGUUUUGUGGGGGAGACGGGGGGCUAUGUCACUGGAGGGGGUUUGAAGAGGAGUUGUGUAUACUGUUAGGGCCCCUCAAGUUAACGGUGUACGCAGAUGCGUAGUUUUGCGGAGUCUGUCAAAAUUCGACAGUCAGGGCCUGCUAUCACUAUUUGUAACCACCCCCCUCCAGCCGGAAGAAAAUUGCACUGGGGAGAACCGAAAUACUUCUCGAAGAAAGAAAAGGGAAGCAGCGACACAGAAGCAGAGCGGGUCCCUUUUGGGGGGUGUAUAUGUACUUCAUCUCAGUUGACAUUCUGCUUAGUGUACAAGAAGGCCUUGUGUUGUAUUUUUUUUUCUGUUGAAAGACUGAUGUCUUUUGUCUGUACUCAAAGCAAAUGACUCUAACAUGGGUUUUUUGGCUCGGUCACCGGGGACUUGUGAUGGCUUACGACCGGCAAGUGUGGCUGUCGUAAUUUCUUGUACCGGCUGACGGUGGAAAAAUGUUUAAUUCCCACCACAUGUACACGAAGUGGAGGUAAUUUUGUCAAUAGAGGUCACAUUUUUCAUUUUGCUCCAUGAAAAAAGAAACAAAAAGAAUAAUUUCUUUUGCAUCUCACUGAAUGCUUGGGAACCAAAGACAAUAAAAAAAAUUGAUUUUUACCAUAUCAUGAGGUUGCUGUUCAAUGACAUUUUCAUGCAGAGGGGAAAAGAUGAAUUAAUAAAUAAAACUCAAAUAUGAUGGAUGCGAAAAGUAGUCUGGUGCUUGCUGAAAGGUUUCUGGUGACUGCUUUGCCCAUUUACCCUCCACCUCCGCUGUGUUCCAAACUUACCCGAUGAACAGUAAUAGUGGUUAUAAUCAACGUGUUCCAUCCUUUUCGGCCCGUUCCUCAAACUUCUAUGGCUAUUGUUUUUGUUAGAAUCAUAGUAUGUCUGUUUCGUGUACAUACUCUCCUUUUAAUUUUAGCGAUUUUCAUAAGAAAUUGUGGGGGAGUAGCCGGUCAGCCAAAGGUGAACUCGCAUCAACACUCCACAUUAAGGGGACUUGGAAAUCUAACACAAGCAGAGAAAUCAUCAAUCAGUUGUCCCAGCUUUUUUUUGACGGUCACAUUUUCAUCUUGGUAUGUCACUUUGCGCCGUGUCGCCGAAACCGAUCGUUUUAUUUAUGCACCACGCUGAGUGUUACAUAGCUGCGUUUUGUGACAUGACGCACACACGGCCCACAGUUCAAGUGGACGUUUUUGCCAAUCAAGAGUGCCACUGACGGGUGCGUCGCUCGUAACAUGGGGGAGACCACUGUGCCGCCGAGCUUCGUGUAAAAGCCAGAAACAACGUCCAUUGGCUGCUUUGUAUAAUAACGUGCCGAAUGACACACUUUAGACGCUACACUCUUGCAAGACAUGAACUAUAGCGACGCCCUGAUGCACGUUUAUCAGCGACACAUUUCCACUCUUGCUAAUAUUUUCACAAGUCAUACCGAAUGAGCAGAAUCUCGCAAAAAAUAGUUGGGAAGUAACACUGCAUAACCAACCUGACCAUGUUAUCAAAGCUGCGUCCCUGAAUGCGUUAUUAAAAGUUCACUUCUUUUUACUUCGUAAGUGUAUUUGUCGCUGUUGCUGAUUUUAUUGUGCAAUUUUUAUUUGCUGUUUCAUCUUACGUCUCCCUUUUAAGUUUAACUUCUCUCAUUUGACGUCUCUUCUGAGCAUGUGACAGUCCAGUGACACUUUAUUUAGUCCUUAAUUUUAUUAUCAAGGGGUUUUAUGAUGUCGAUUGUAUCAAUGCACCGAUAUUCUGAUCCUCAUUUUAUUCUCACUAUAAUAAUUUGUUCCAUUUUCAUCUGAUUUUCAGUUUAAUCAUUUAAUUAUAUCCGGGAAGUGGUUCAAGGUAGACUGUACGAUCUUUUCCAAAACCUUUGACAUUGUCAGAAAUUUAUUAAUAACAAAAAUAAUGACUUCUUAUCCAAGGGCAGGCGCUUUCUGUUUUCGAGUGAAUAGAGAUUAGAGGACAGUAUUUUAGCGUUUCUUUAUUUCGGUUUUUGUGAGGAUUGUUCCUUUUUGUGAGACACAGGAAUGGUUGUCUGAGUUCAAAUCAAACACUUAAGCAAAUGACCGAAAUGGUACGCAUGCGUGGAGAACUUCGCCCAUUGCUGAAUUCCUAACCCAGGCUACUCACAAGCCCAUCAAAUUUUUCUUUGGAUUAGAAUUUAAUCAACAGAGAGCCAAGUUUUAGCCUGUAUCUCUAAACGCCUCGUUGUUUAUGUUUUAUAUUUAUUAAAUAGUUUAUGUAAUUUAUUUCAACAGCCCUAACUGUGGUUAAACAUAAGCAAGCAAUAAAAGGCAUGUGCGAUGUCUUCAUCGCACUAACAGCGACUGCAAGGUUAUUUCAAUAGCGCCUCCAACGAUUGAUUUUGACGAUGAGACAAUCUCGGGUUGGUACAGUAGUGUUUUGCCAACUUUGGCCCUACAUCCAGACACGCAGAUCAUCUGGUUCAAUAUCUCUAUAUUUUAUGUCUCUGUGUUGAAAAUUAUCUGGCUUCCAAUUCAGAUUUGGCAAUAUGUUUUCAGCCUUUUUCUGAGUACAAAAUAAAUCCUGUUUGUUUCAAAGGGA